CAGCAGAAUAGUUGAAACUAGUUUUCACGUAACUUUGUUAACUGUACAGCUGUUUAUAAUCUUCUCCUGCUGGUGUCGACAUACUGGACCGUGGUAUUUGAGUCUCUUCUCAGCACUAGGCCCAGUGCAGCAGCAACGAUGAACUGGUCGGGACUGGAGAAUAUGUUGAGUGGAGUCAAUAAGUACUCCACCGCAUUCGGGAGGAUCUGGCUGUCCAUGGUGUUCGUGUUCCGCGUCAUGGUGUUCGUGGUGGCGGCGCAGAGGGUGUGGGGCGACGAGGGCAAAGACUUUGUGUGCAACACUCGGCAGCCCGGCUGCACCACCAUCUGCUAUAACCACAUCUUCCCCAUCUCCCAUAUCCGUCUGUGGGCGCUGCAGCUGAUCUUCAUCACCUGCCCGUCCAUGAUGGUGAUGGCUCACGUUAAAUUACGCGAAGGAAAGGACAAGAAAUACGAGGAGCUGCACCACGGCUCUCACCUGUACGCCAACCCGGGCAAGAAGAGGGGGGGGCUGUGGUGGACCUACCUGCUGAGUUUGGUCUUCAAGGCUGGAUUCGACGCUGCGUUUCUCUACAUCCUGUAUCGGAUAUACCACGGAUACGACUUGCCCAGGGUAUCCAAGUGCUCGCUGGAUCCGUGCCCCAACACCGUGGACUGCUUCAUCAGUCGCCCCACCGAGAAAAAGAUCUUCAUGAUCUUCAUGGUUGUUUCCAGCGUGCUGUGCAUCAUGAUGUGCCUCUGCGAGAUGAUUUACCUCGUCGGCAAGCGCAUCUCCAAAGUGGUGCGGGUCCGCAACAGCAACGACCGGAUCCGCUUCGCCGAGCAGCACGAGCUCACCAACAUGGCCAUGCCCAGGUCCCAGUACCGCAGGAUCGACCCCACGCUCACGGACAGCCAGCUGAGUUUACACAAGAUGGACAAGGUCAGAGAAGGUGGUAUAAGUACGACGCUGUAGGACUCGGGGUGCGGGGUGCGGGGGGGGGGGGGGGUGGAGACAUUACAGGAACUCGAGGUACCCCGAUAGAGGCAUUGAACCAAAGGGCCAUGAGCCAGUGGCACACGAGACAUUCACGGCGUUCCCGUUGGGAAGGAUCUCGGACACCUCCGGUCAGGAGGAGAGGACGACCGGUACCACGAUGUUUGGAUAUCACAUUUCUAAACGUCGCGUAUGUCUGAUCUCUACAGCGCUGUGGCGGUGCUCCAGAGAGGUUCGGCUUCCAGCGUUACCACGCUGGGAAAGUGCGGGGGGGGGGGGGGGGGGGUAAUAAAAUGCUCUGACUUGUUUGUGUUUUCUUUAACACAAUCACUGUCAUUUAUUUAAGUCGUGGAGGUUUUCACACCACAUAUUUGACUGGAGUUGGGAGAGGGUCUCUGGACAACAAAACACACUUACCUGAACCCAAUGGCGAGAUGGAUUUGAUGAGUGUGAUUUGUGUGUGUGUGUGUGAGUGUGUGUGUCUUAGCUGCCUCUGAGCUACGAAAAUUGCCGGAGAUGGAAAAUCAGGGGUUAAAGUCGUGUAGUGUGACCAAGGUAAAAAAUGGGGAUUUAAUGAACACGAGUCAUCCUUAAAGGUUUACCUCUUCACACAAUGGAAAGACGGUUUAAAUCGAGAUUAUUUCUGACGAGCUGGCUGAACAGUAGCCAAGCUGACAGGGUGGAGUUACAGGACACGGUCAUCAUGGACACCCCGGACACACAAAUACUAAAGAGUCAACUGGAACGUCAUAAUGUGGUUCAAUAGUCUAUUGUAGACUUGUUGUUUUUUUACCCAUAUAGUGCUAUAUUUAAUUGCUUGUCAAAUAAAAAUAAAACAUAUUGAUCAGGCUCAGUGCCUAUAGACUGUC
Pseudoliparis swirei is the source of this 1844-nucleotide messenger RNA. Its product is annotated as gap junction beta-4 protein-like. Gene Ontology annotation, cellular component: connexin complex. The record is from RefSeq and is a predicted model, not a curated record. Gene Ontology annotation, biological process: cell communication. NCBI's taxonomy places the organism in Eukaryota, Metazoa, Chordata, Actinopteri, Perciformes, Liparidae. The transcript has 4 exons. Bases 139 to 954 code for a protein of 271 amino acids.